UCUAUAUCCGCGCGUCAGAUGCAUGUGAAGGCAGAAGCUUGUUUUUCCUCCGACUAUACCUAACUUAUCAAAAGCACAUGUGCAAAACAGGCGUAAUUAUAACUGUAGUUUGCUUUAAGCAGGAUGACACCGUGAGAAUCAGCUAAAAGUCUAUUAUUAAAAUGGUGUGGCGAACACUAACUCUUCGCGCCAAGAACAUUCAGCAGGGCUUACCGGUCGUAUUACCGUCAGAAGUUCCAAAAGCUGCUUCGAAGAAAAAAGCGUAUGUAAACAAAGCCUUCAGAGAGACCUCAUUCAUUGAACGCGUGCGAUUGAAGGUGUUUGCUGGUGCAGGUGGAUCAGGGUAUCCCAAAAUUAACGGAGUCGGCGGCAACGGAGGAAGCGUAUACGUGAAAACUAUUGAAAAUAUUACGCUUCACAGAGUGCUUCAGCAGUAUCCUGAUCGCCGGGUAAAAGCGGGUGUAGGCGAAAAUAGCCGGCCCCAUGUUUUGUUAGGGAAAGCGGGUGAAGAUGCCAUUAUUGAAGUGCCACCGGGGGUCUCUGUUGUUGACAGUGCAAAUAGACAACUCGUCGACCUGGUUGACCCGGGCGAGAAGUUUCUGAUUGCCAAAGGAGGUCUUGGAGGUUCUUUACGCAACGGAUAUAAUGGCAGAAGAGGACAAGAAGCAAUCAUCGGUCUUUACCUGAAGCUCAUUGCCGAUAUAGGAUUUGUCGGAUUUCCUAAUGCUGGCAAGUCUACGCUUCUGCGUGGUCUCUCGCGCGCCAGGCCAAAAGUGGCCAACUACCCUUUCAAGUGGUCAUACUUUUUACAGCCGGUCUAUACAGAGCGAUCCAUGCGUCACUUCCUAGACAUAUGGAAUAUGUUAGGCGAUUCUCCUGUUGCUUUUACGACUCUUCGUCCGAAUAUUGGCACAAUGGAAUAUGAAGACUUCCGACAAAUUACUUUAGCUGACCUACCAGGCCUUAUCGAAGGCGCCCAUCAAAAUGCGGGCCUUGGGUAUAACUUUUUGCGUCACGUGGAACGUACCAGUUUGCUGCUGUUUGUGGUCGACGUUCACGGCUUUCAGUUAAACGAGAGAUCACCUUAUCGCAACGCUUUUGAAACUGUCAUGUCGCUUAAUAAGGAACUGGAACUUUAUAGAGCAGACCUAGUAUAUAAGCCAGCUUUAUUGGUACUUAACAAGAUGGAUACCGAUGCAGCGAUGAUAAAAGCAGAAGAGUUUACCGAAAAUAUGGCCAGUCAAGAGGCCUUUGAAAACCUUCCAGAUGAAGUACGGCCAAAGAGAAGGAUUGAUUUUAAGGAAACGGUUCACAUUAGUGCGAAGAAUAUGGAAAACGUAAAAACACUGCAAGAAAAUCUUCGGGCUUAUCUGGACGAGCUUUUCGAGGCCAGUCGGUCUUCGCAAAGCGCCGAUAGAGCUCCUAUUCAGCUUCCUUAUCUAACCGACCAAUUGGUAUAAGGAUGUCUCACUUAAAUCGGGUGGUUGAUUUUUACCUAAAAGGCACAUCGGAUAUUCAAUAUCUUGUAACGAAAUAUAGCACAAAGUUAUAAUCGCUGCGUCCUCGACUCAUAGAUAAACCCGUGCCCUAACUAUCUGUACUUAUAUUUAUUAACUAUAUAUGUUGAUUAACAAAUAGAAGGGUUCGUUAAUAGUAUUGAUCCAUUUCGUAAAAAAAAAACAACUUUUUUCUUACUUCUUGUUGCUUUGUUUAUUUUUCUAACUUCCUAAAUGAAUUACUGUGGUUCCGUGCUGAAUAGAUUCGUAGUUAAUAAAUCUCAAUUAGAAAAGAUCAGGUGGAAGUUGCGCUAAUGAACUGGAAAGCUAUUUAAGUUCAUUCAUAUGAUAAAGUAUGCUUUGGGGAUCAUCUGUGAGAGGGAGAAAUACUUCAAGUAGAUAGAUUUCAUGCUAUCAAUAUUUCCUCGAGGUUAUCACUGACUUAUGGUGAAAAUACGGGUUCGGUCAAUGUCGUGUCUAAAUAGCAUCACAUUUUCUUAUCGUCAAGCUGUCGAUUCCAAAGGUUCACACUGAUAUCAAAUAAAAAUGUAGAGCUUA
Varroa destructor (honeybee mite) is the source of this 2054-nucleotide messenger RNA. Its product is annotated as GTP-binding protein 10. The record is from RefSeq and is a predicted model, not a curated record. Gene Ontology annotation, molecular function: GTPase activity; magnesium ion binding; GTP binding. Gene Ontology annotation, cellular component: mitochondrion. Lineage: Eukaryota; Metazoa; Arthropoda; Arachnida; Mesostigmata; Varroidae.